CUCGUUGAUACUGUCGUUAGAUUCACGCAGCUAUGCAUCAUGGCGGGCUGCACGAACAUUUUGAAAGGCAUAAAAGUGAUAGUUUUAGUUUUAUUAUUUUUCCUUUUGCAAACAUACAUCACCGAAGGUAUUGAAAUUACCGAGCUCAAAGAUGACCGACAAAUAACUAAACAAGGAGCUCGGCACUUUUGCUACCUUAAUAAUAUCAAGCCGAGUUGGAGGGAGUCAUGGACAAGAAUUCAGGUGCAAGUGUGGAGCUCUAAAGACCUGAAGGUGACCGUGGUGGAGGAUGAGGAGGAACUGGAGAAGUUGGAGAGCUUCAGCUUUUGGACAUUUGUCCAGUACUUCAUCAAGGAGCAGACCAAUGAAACACAUGUUCCCAUCAACCUCUUUGCACCCAAAACCUGUUUUAAGGUUGACCCAUCAGAUUCCAAGACAAGCUACACUGUAAAGCCCAGUCGAAAAUGGGACGUGUUCCUGUUUGCUGUCUUUCUUACUGGAGUUGUUCUUUUCUUCUUUGCCGACAUUCUGAGCAAGAGUCAGAUGUUCUAUUACUCUGGUGGAAUCAGCGUAGGAAUGAUUGCUUCCCUCCUCAUCCUCAUCUAUAUCAUGGCUCGCUUCUUGCCAAAGAAAAGCCCCUUCUAUGUACUGCUGGCAGGAGGCUGGUCCCUCUCUUUCUACGUCAUUCAGCUGGCAUUCAAGAACAUGAAGAUCAUCCUGAGAGAACACUGGCACCUGGCUGUUGGUUACACGGUGUUGGUGGGCUUUGUGAGCUUUGCCGUGUGCUACCGGCACGGCCCCCUGGUGAACCAGCGCAGCAUUGACAUCCUGUCCUGGUCGCUGCAGCUGAUUGGCCUGCUACUGAUGUACGCUGGCAUCCAGGUCCAGCAGGUGGCGCUGGCCAUCAUGGUGGCGGCCUUCUGCGCCAAGUACAUGGACUACCCCAUCAACCUCGCCAUCGCCGUCUACAAUAAACUGAACCGGCGUAUGCGCUGGAAGCUGGAGCCUCGGCGGCUGCUAACAGAGGAGGAGUACCAGAAACAGGCCGAGAUCGAGACCAGCCGCGCCCUGGAUGAGCUGCGGCAGUACUGCAACAGCCCCGAGUUCAACACCUGGAAGACUGUCUCCAGACUCCAGUCCCCCAAGAGGUUCGCAGACUUCGUGGAGGGUUCCCCACAUCUUGUGUCCAACGAGGUAUCAGUCCACGCCCAUGAAUAUGGAUUUGAUGGCUCUUUCCUGGAUGAUGAAAUGUUUUCUACUGACGAAGAGCAGACCGACGAUGAGGAGGAGUUUGAAGGAGAUUGGAAGAAAGACCUUAGAAAUUCAAUGUGAUUCACACAAUCAGUCUCACUCGCAGAAGAGGCUGCAUCCGAGAUGGAGGUAACGAGAGACUUUAUGCUGGGUUCAUUAAUAAAGUGUUAAAGUGUAUCUAUCUAUCUGUGGCAACAAGGACAAGCAAAUGGGUUUACUGUGGUUCUCUUUUUCAGUUAUUAUUUUUUGGGACGUGUGCGUGUGCUAGGUCUGUUUUAUGUUUUAUGUUUUUCUCUGUACAGUUUUGCUAUGGACAUUGAUAGCCAUCUCAGAUUUUGAUGGGGAAAAUAAAGAUUUUUUAAUUUA
This is a messenger RNA of Engraulis encrasicolus (European anchovy), 1617 nucleotides long. RefSeq names its product nuclear envelope integral membrane protein 1 (gene nemp1). The coding region runs from base 40 to 1332 and encodes 430 amino acids. Gene Ontology annotation, cellular component: nuclear envelope. The record is from RefSeq and is a predicted model, not a curated record. The transcript is spliced from 9 exons. Lineage: Eukaryota; Metazoa; Chordata; Actinopteri; Clupeiformes; Engraulidae.